GUUUGUGGAAAAGAGGGCACCCAGCACUGUCCCCUCCCCCUAUCACUCACCCCAGUAAUCCUCGCCAGACAGGAGCCCUAGAUUUAAUUCAUGGGAAGAGCUUUGUAACCGUGUUUACUAAGUAAACAGGGCUGGCAGGCUCAGGCUGGGGUCUGCAGUUCAGCACUGAUGGGCCGCUGACAUGAAUUUGGAAGGAAGGGAGGAAGAAAGGAAGGAAGGGUUUUCCCUAACAAAGGCCCAGCAGCAAGAAACAUGUCAUAGCCCUAAGGAAAAGUUUACAUGGGGAUUUCAUGUCUUUCAUCUCAUUCAGUCUUCAUAAGAAACCAUUGAGGGGCCCAAGGUAAAUAAGCUGAAGGCACAGCUGCCUUGAUGGUAUCUCCUUGAGAAGGAAGUUUGAACGAGGUCCAGAUUACAUUCAGACAUCCAUUGAACAAAGGCUAUUCCUUCCAGGUUGAGGGUCCUAAGGAAUGGCUAACUGUGUUUCCAUGCAUAGUAUUGUAUGUAGGUACAUGUGACAGUACCUGUGUUUCAUCAGCAAAUAUUCCAUUCCUGGGUUCUCAAAGUAGUGUGGGCCAUGAAGACAGGCCAUUUCCUCUGGGCUUUACUGUUCAUGCACUCCUUGUGGCUUCUGCCAACUGAUGGAGCCAUUCGAAACUACUACCUGGGCAUCCAGGAUGUGCAGUGGAACUAUGCUCCAAAAGGAAGAAAUGUCAUCACAAACCAGUCUCUGAACAAUGACAUAGUGGCUUCCAGCUUCCUAAAGUCUGGCAAAAACAGGAUAGGGAGUAGUUACAAGAAGACUGUGUAUAAGGAAUACAGUGAUGGAACAUACACUGACGAAGUAGCCAAGCCUGCCUGGCUGGGGUUCCUAGGACCACUGGUCCAGGCUGAGGUGGGGGAUGUCAUUCUUAUCCACCUGAAGAAUUUUGCAAGUCGGCCUUAUACUAUUCACCCUCAUGGAGUUUUCUAUGAGAAGGACUCAGAAGGCUCACUAUACCCAGAUGGUUCUUCUGGGUACCUGAAAGCUGAUGAUUCUGUUCCCCCUGGAGGCAGCCAUGUCUACAACUGGACUAUUCCAGAAGGCCAUGCACCCACUAGUGCAGACCCAGCAUGCCUCACCUGGAUUUACCAUUCUCAUGUAGAUGCUCCACGAGAUAUUGCAACUGGUCUCAUUGGACCCCUUAUCACCUGUAAAAGAGGGACCCUGGAUGAUAACUCCCCACCUCAGAGGAAGGAUGUGGACCAUAAUUUCUUCCUCCUCUUCAGUGUGAUAGAUGAGAACCUUAGCUGGCACCUGGAUGACAACAUUGCUACUUACUGCUCAGACCCCACCUCAGUGGACAAAGAAGAUGAAGAAUUUCAAGACAGCAACAGGAUGCAUGCAAUCAAUGGGUUUGUCUUUGGGAACUUACCUGAGCUGAGCAUGUGUGCACAGAAGCAUGUAGCCUGGCACUUGUUUGGGAUGGGCAAUGAAAUAGACGUCCACACAGUUUUCUUCCAUGGACAGAUGUUGACGACCCGUGGACACCGCACUGAUGUUGCUCACAUUUUUCCAGCCACCUUUGUUACUGCUGAGAUGGUGCCUCAGAAAUCUGGAACCUGGUUAAUUAGCUGUGAAGUGAACAGCCACUUGAAAAGUGGCAUGCAGGCCCUCUACAAGGUCGACUCUUGCUCCAUGGACGCACCUGUGGACCAACUCACAGGCAAAGUUCGUCAAUACUUCAUUGAGGCCCAUGAGAUUCAGUGGGACUAUGGCCCAUUAGGGCACGAUGGGAGAACCGGGAAGAGUUUGAGAGAGCCAGGAAGUGGCCCAGAUAAGUACUUCCAGAAGAGCUCUACCCGAAUUGGAGGUACUUACUGGAAAGUUCGAUAUGAAGCCUUCCAAGAUGAGACCUUCCAGGAAAGGGUACAUCAAGAGGAAGAAACACAUCUUGGAAUACUGGGACCAGUGAUAAGAGCUGAAGUGGGUGACACCAUCCAGGUGGUCUUCUACAACCGUGCCUCCAAGCCAUUCAGCAUGCAGCCCCAUGGUGUCUUUUAUGAGAAAGACUACGAGGGCACUGUGUACAAUGAUGGUACAUCUCACCCUGGCUUGGUAGCCAAGCCCUUUGAGAAAGUAACAUACAACUGGAUGGUUCCACCUCAUGCUGGGCCCACUGCUCAGGAUCCUGCCUGUCUAACCUGGAUGUACUUCUCUGCUGCAGAUCCCAUAAGAGAUACAAAUUCUGGCCUGGUGGGCCCUCUGCUGGUUUGCAAGGCUGGUGCCUUGGGUGCAGAUGGCAAGCAGAAAGGAAUGGAUAAAGAAUUUUUUCUCCUCUUCACUGUGUUUGAUGAGAACAAGAGCUGGUACAGCAGUGCCAAUCAAGCAGCUGGUAUGUUGGAUAUCCGACUGCUCUCAGAGGAUGUUGAGGCCUUCCAGGACUCCAAUCAAAUGCAUGCUAUUAAUGGGUUUCUGUUCUCUAACCUGCCCAGGCUGGACAUGUGCAAGGGUGAUAUGGUGGCCUGGCACCUGCUUGGCCUGGGCACAGAGACUGACGUACAUGGGGUCACGUUCGAGGGCAACACUGUACAGCUUCAGGGCAUGAGGAAAGGCUCAGCCAUGCUCUUUCCUCACACCUUUGUGAUGGCUGUCAUGCAGCCUGACAAUCCUGGGACAUUCGAAAUCUAUUGCCAAGCAGGCAGCCACAGAGAAGCAGGGAUGAGGGCAAUUUACAAUGUCUCCCAGUGUUCUGGUCGUCAAGACAGCCCACGUCAACACUACCAAGCUUCUAGAGUCUAUUACAUCAUGGCAGAAGAGUUGGAAUGGGAUUAUUGCCCUGAUAGAAGCUGGGAACUGGAAUGGCAUAACACAUCUGAGAAGGACAGUUAUGGUCAUGUUUUCCUGAGCAACAAGGAUGGGCUCCUGGGUUCCAAAUAUAAGAAAGCUGUAUUCAGGGAAUACACUGAUGGUACUUUCACGACUCCUCAGCCAAGGUCUGGACCAGAGGAGCACUUGGGAAUCCUGGGUCCACUUAUCAGAGGAGAGGUUGGUGAUAUCUUAACUGUGGUGUUCAAGAACAAUGCCAGUCGACCAUAUUCUGUACAUGCCCAUGGAGUUCUAGAAUCUAGUACUGGCUGGCCACAGGCUGCUGAGCCUGGUGAAGUACUUACUUACCAGUGGAAUAUCCCAGAAAGAUCUGGUCCUGGGCCCAGUGACUCUGCUUGUGUUUCCUGGAUUUAUUAUUCUGCAGUGGAUCCCAUCAAGGACAUGUAUAGUGGCCUGGUGGGACCCUUAGUCGUCUGUCGAAAGGGCAUCUUGGGACCCCAUGGAGGUCGGAAUGAUAUGGACCGGGAAUUUGCCUUGCUGUUUUUGAUCUUUGAUGAGAACCAAUCUUGGUAUCUGGAGGAGAAUAUCGCAAUUUAUGGGCCCAGAGAGACACACAAUGUUAACCCACAGGAUGCGACUUUCUUGGAGAGCAAUAAAAUGCAUGCCAUCAACGGGAAACUCUAUGCUAAUCUCAGGGGUCUUACUGUAUACCAAGGAGAAAGAAUAGCCUGGUACAUGCUAGCCAUGGGCCAAGAUACUGACAUUCACACUGUACACUUCCAUGCAGAGAGUUUCCUCUACCAGAAUGGGCACAGUUACCGGGCAGAUGUUGUGGAUCUUUUCCCAGGGACAUUUGAGGUUGUAGAGAUGGUAGCCAGCAACCCCGGGACAUGGCUAAUGCACUGCCAUGUGACUGACCAUGUUCAUGCUGGCAUGGAGACCAUCUUUACUGUCUUGUCUCACAAAGAACAUUUAAGUACUAUGACUACCAUUACCAAAGAAAUUGGAAAAGCAGUGAUCCUAAGAGACAUCGGAGGGGGCAAUGUGAAGAUGCUGGGCAUGAAGAUAGCCAUAAAGGAUGCUGAGAUUCUGUCUUCUGUUUUGAUUGCCAUGUGUGUAAUUCUGCUUCUUGUUGCUCUGGCUCUUGGUGGUGUAGUCUGGCACCAGCAUCGACAAAGAAAGCUUCGGCGCAACAGGAGGUCCAUUCUUGAUGAUAGCUUCAAGCUUCUGUCUCUCAAGCAGUAAUAGAAAAUACAUCUGGAAUGUAGCCCAUGCUCCCAGGAAGCCGUGUGCUAGCAGCAAACUCUUGUCAAGGGGUAGGGGUAGUGGAGAGGCAGAGAAUGGAAUCAAAAUUAUCUUGCUAUUUCUUUAUUUAUUUACAUGGAAAUCAUAUGCUCUCACUUUUUCUUUAUUUUCCUUGCAACCUGAGGCAGUUAGGAUUAGGUAAGUUCCUUUGUAUACAAACUUCAGAAGCUAGGGUGUGUCACCCUUCAGUACUGGAAGGUACAGAAAUUCCUAGAACAUAAUUGUUCUCACUGAAUUGAUACCAAGAAAAAGGUACCUAAUUAGGUUUCUAUUUCCGGGACCUAACAAGACAAGUACACUUUUAAUUGUGGCCAAAUGAUCAGCCACAAAGUUAACCCACAACUAAAUAAAGGACCAAGAACAUAGGCAUGCUGGAAAAUGAAAGGUAGGGUAGGGAGUGGGGAUCCAAAUUACACUUUAAUUAUCUUUAGCAAUGGACUAUUUAGGAGAAGCAAAUGAAAGGGUUGUGGUUGUCAUGAGUACUACAACCUCUUGAACCAGAAACACCUGUAAAACAGUCCUUCAAGUUUCUACACAGUGGUACUGUAGGGAAUUUUGAAUGUUUGCUCAAUGUUUGAGGUAGCAAAUCUUGUCCACUGAAGUACUUUUUAAAAGACUGGAACACUGAAUUUGAUGAUUUUGGUGAUUCCCAUGGCAACUGGGAGGUGGAAUUACAUUUUAAACAAAAGAAUUUCAGUGAUCUGGGGAGGCACAUUAUAGAUAUAUACACUUUGUCAAAGUAAUCCUCCAUGUCAGGCAGAGCGGUAACAUCCUAGAGGAGAAGUUUUAUGGGUGCUAAACAUUUUUGGAAUGUCAAGAAAAAUGGCCAGAGAAGGUACAGAGACAAGACUGAUACCUGUCCGCUGGAAAAAGGUAGGUGCAUGCAUGGUGAUUUGGUAGGUGGGGGUGGGUAUGGGGCUAUGAGAGGCAUGUUUGCAAUUUAUGAACCUCUUUAUAGAACAGAAUCAUUCCUUCCUUACCUUCAAUCCUCUCUGAAACUUUGAUCAGAAAACACAAACAAGAAAAUAGGAAUGGGGUAAGACAGUCCAUUCCCACUCUAGUUUCCACAUGGCAAAUGGAGAACAGAAGGGCAUCAUGGAGAGUCAUGAUAAUAGCAAUCGUAUGGGAAUAUAGCUUAGUGGUAAAGUGAUUGCCUAAUAAAAGAGUCCCUGGGUUGAAAAAAGAGCACAAAGGAAACAGAACAGAAAACAAGGUAAUAACAAAGGUGCACUGUGAUCUUCUUAUACAUAGCAAAUAAUUCGAAUUCCUGAUUGGAUUGGACUUGCCUUGGUUCAUUAAAGUGGGGAUUAAAUGAUUUUACUUAGGGUGACUCAGCUGCAAAUUGAGUGGAGACUCAAAUUUUCAUCUCUUUGAUUCCAAAAAGAUUCUAUUCACCCUUUGUCAUGCAAACUUCUACUGUUCUUUGUCUUUCUUACCCACUUGAUUUCAAAUUGUGAGGUUGCCUAGCAACUUGUUUAUUUAGUUAGCAACCCACAGAGUUGGUUUCCAGUUGCCAUAGGAUGUUGCAGGUUGGAGGCCAGAGAUGAAAAUAAAGACCAGAAUAAGGCAUUUUAUUCGUCCAUGAUCAGUGGCUUUCUGGAAAAUUUCUGGAAAUCUGGGUAAAAUAGAUGUGGAGGAACAUAUUAAUUACCCAUUAUCCUGUUAUAGAAAUAAUAUGCCUUCUCAGUGAGAAAUCACUCUACACACUUAGAGAUAGAGUGAAGGCUCUUAACGAAAGUGCACAUGGCUGACUGUGGCUAAUGCCCAAAUAAGAGUCAGAAAUGAAUGGAAGAUUUUACUGACUUAUAUACACCUUAGGCUUAUGCAUCCCACAAACACUGUCAUCCUAAAAUCUUUUUCUCUACUGGCCCAAGGUUACACUUUGAACAAUUUAAACAGUCAGGAGACUUCAAGUCUGGCCACUUAGGCAGAUAGGAGAUUUAUAUAGCACAGAUAUCACCAUAAUUAUUUUUAGGUAUACCAGUGUUAUUCCUUUUUGAGUAGUUGUUACCUGGGGUCUUCCUUUCUACAUGGCAGACGUGUGACAGAGCAAGAUGGUACAGAGGUUCCUCCAUCUUAUAUUCUUGUGGAAGCUGUUUUAGGUUUGACUAGAAUUUCAUCUCCUUGAUGGAAAGCUCUGUGGAAAAUUACCGAACUCUAGCAACCUGAAUUCAAGACGCUCCAGCUAAUUUAUCUUGGCUUCUGUUAAACUGCCUGCUUGUGCAAACCUCCCCCUCCAUCUAAUUGCUUAUCUUAGCUUCUGUUAAACUGCUUGCUUGUGUAAACCUCCCUCUGCAGCUGCUAAGCGAGAUAGCAGGGUAUAGUUUUGCCUUAAAAAACCCCUUACUCUAAAUUUUCAGUGCUAUUCUUGGGUCCUGAAUACCUGAGUUUAGUCCCAGCUGGCUGGAAUAAAGACUUUCAACUGGACAUAAACUGUGUCUGAGUAGUCUUCUCUGGUAGGCUCCCUAUAACAGAAUUUGUUUUUCCUGAUAGGAACAUAGGAGACUUAAUGGCAGACCAGAAAUUAAUGAUGGCUAUGAUUCUAUUCUGCUCCAACUCUAGCUAUCCCUUAGAGGUAUAUCUUUGGUACAGGAAUCAGGGCCAGUCCUGGUGAAUAAACAUUCACAUUCUAGCAUCAUAAAUUUUACUUAUCUGUAAUAGGCCUGGUGAGCAUGCUGCUUAUCUUUGAGGUGUUUUGUAGCUAGUGAUACUUAGGCAAAGUUUCACUUGUGUGACUUAAUCUCUCCCAAGCAAAUCUAUUAGUAAGUUCUUUAUAAUAACAAUUUUUAUCACUUUGAAUUUCUUUUACAACAAUUUACCACAAUUCAAGUGUUAGUAUUUAAGCCUUUGCAAAUUGAUAGAUUAAGCAAUAAAAGACAACCCCCAUUUGGGCUGUUGUUUAUGUGGAGAUUAAUGAAAACUGACUCUAUUUCAGGGAACCCAGUCAAUUAAUAUUGAUAACUUACAUAUAACUGGGAGGUCCUUAGUUUGUAGAUGUGAGACUGAAAGAUAUAGGUAUGGCAUGGUGAAUUUUAAAAGACUUUAAAAUUAUUUUUUAAUUAUGUGUAUGUGGGGGGGGGAUAGAGCAAGACCAGAGGCAUCAGAUGCCCUGGAGCUGGAAUUACAGAUGGUUGCAAGACACUGAAUGUAGGUUUGAAAACCAAACUGAGGUCCUCUGCAUGAGCAGUAUUUGCUCUUAACCAAUGAGCCAUCCCUGUAGCCAAACUUAAUGCAUUUUUUUCUUUGAGUAAUUCUCCCUCCAAUCAAAAAAUGGAAUCUUAGAGCCUUUGUAUUUAGAAAAGAAUGUAUUUUUACUGAAGUUGUUCUAAAUAUGGAUAUAAGGAGGUACUCUGCAAAAAAUAGUUAAAUAGUGCUCUUUUCCUGUUCAUUGCUCAAGACCGAAGUUCCCAACAUCAGCACAAUAGUGUGUCUUGUUUGCUUUCUCUUGUUUUUAAAUAUUUUGUUUUAUUUAUUACUGUUGUGGAGUGCAUGCCAGAUAAACAUGUGGAGGUCAGAAAGCAACUUUCAGAAGUGGAUUUUCUUCCCUGACCGUGGGGUCUGGAGAUUGAACUCACAUUAUCAGGCUUGUAUGACAAGCAUCUUUACCCAGGGAGUCACUUACUGAACCCCAAAUAUCUUUAUUUGUUUAUAUAUUUUUUGGUUUUCAUUUCAGUUAAAAGUUUAACCAUUUGUUAGCUUAGCAUGGUGGCUUAUGCAUAUAAUCCCAGCACUGAGACAUAAAGGCCACAAGUUCAAGGUCAACCUAGAGUGCAUAGUGAGUUCCAGACCAUCCUGUGUUACUGAAUGAAACUGUUUCUCAGUUUCUCAAAACAAAGAGGGCGAAAACUCACAACCAUUUGUUUGCUGGACUAUUGUAUUCUUUUCAUGCUGUUUUUCUCAGAUUCUCUCUAGACUUACAAUUGAUUUUCCAGACAGAAAAGUGAGGUUUCAAAAAUAUAAUUAAGCCUCUAGUUUGAACAACAUAUUGUACAUUUAGAUCUCCCUGGAGAUAAUUAAAGCAGCAACAACAGAAGAAGAAAGAGAAAAUCAGUAAAUAGGGACAGCAGGGCUGAAAACGUGUUAGCUUUGCAUCAUAUGACUCUCUACCCAGAACAGCCAAGUCACAGCAUACUUACACUCAAAUAAACAAGGUAGAACAUUGUGAUGGUUUGAAUGAAUAUGGCCCCCAUAGACUUAUGUUUUUGAAUGCCCAAAGGGAAUGACAAUAUUAGGAGUUGUGGCUUUGUUGGAAUAGGUAUGGCCUUGGUAGAGGAAAUGUGUCAGUAUAGAUGUGUGCUUUAAGGUCUUAUAUGCUCAAACUAUAUCUAGUGUGACACUCAGUUGCUUUUGCUGCCUGCAAAUCAAGAUGUAGAACUCUAAGCUCUUUUUCUAGUACCACCUAUACCUGCACACUGCCAUAUGAUACUGCCAUGAUGAUACUGGACUAAACCUCCGAAACUGUAAGCCAGCCUAAUUAAAUGUUUUUCUUUAUAAGAGUUAGCAUGGUCAUGGUGUCUCUUCAUAGCAAUAGAAACCCUAACUGAGACAAUCAUAUGUAUAGAAAUAGCCAAAGAGUUACAGCAAAUUAAGUGACAGUAGGUACCUUUUAGAAACCCUGGAAGCUGGAAGGAAGUAGCAUAGUAUUUUUCUAAUGAAGAAAGAGAAAGAUUACCAAAGCCAAGAAUAGUGGUACACACACCCAUAAUUUUAAUGCUUGGAAUGCAGAGUAGGGAAGACUGAAGUCCAUGGUCAGCUUAGAUUUCAUUGAAAGUUUGAAGCUAGCCUGAGCUACAUACUGAGAAGCUGACUCACCACAUCAUUCAAAAUUCUGUAUCUAGUGAAGAGUCUGCAUUUUCUAGAAUUGUGUAUAAAUACAGUUCAUGUAGUAUGUACUAUGUGGUCUAAUUUCUUUGCUGUAUGUAUUAACAUCUUUUAAAAUAAUUUCUGAGUUGUAUUCUAUUGUAUGGAAAUAAUGUGAUUUUUUUUCAGUUUACUUAUUGUGGGCAUUUGAGUUGUACUUAUCACAAAAAGUUGGAUUGAACAUUCAUGUACAAAAAAUUAGAUGAUAUUCUGGAGCAUAC
Peromyscus californicus insignis is the source of this 9192-nucleotide messenger RNA. It is a transcript of the gene Heph, whose product is annotated as hephaestin. Gene Ontology annotation, molecular function: copper ion binding; oxidoreductase activity. Bases 575 to 4051 code for a protein of 1158 amino acids. The transcript has 23 exons. Gene Ontology annotation, biological process: iron ion transport. NCBI's taxonomy places the organism in Eukaryota, Metazoa, Chordata, Mammalia, Rodentia, Cricetidae. Gene Ontology annotation, cellular component: plasma membrane. The record is from RefSeq and is a predicted model, not a curated record.